CACGCAAGAUUUCCUUAGCACAAAUCCACCAGAUGCACGAACUUUGAACUUCGACGCCCAGCAACGACAACCUCCCAACUCCAAUCCACCCAACACCGCCAAAAUGCUCAUCCCAAAGGCCGACCGCAAGAAGAUCCACGAAUACCUCUUCCGCGAGGGCGUCCUCGUCGCGAAGAAGGACUUCAACCAGCCCAAGCACGGCGAAAUCGACACCAAGAACCUAUACGUGAUCAAGGCCUGCCAAUCACUCACCUCGCGCGGCUACCUCAAGACUCAAUUCUCCUGGCAAUGGUACUACUACACCCUCACCCCCGAGGGUCUCGACUAUCUCCGUGAAUGGCUCCACCUCCCCGCCGAAAUCGUUCCUCAGACGCACAUCAAGCAACAGCGAUCCGGUGCUCCUCCUCGUGGCAUGAUGUCUGGUGACGACCGUCCUCGUCCGGGUGGCCGUGGUGGCCCGCGUGGUGACAGAGAGCGUGGUGACUACAGACGCCGUGAUGCUGGUGAGGGCAAGGAGGGUGGUGCUCCGGGUGACUUCAACCCUGGCUUCCGUGGUGGAUUCGGCCGUGGCCGUGGUGCUCCCCCAGCGUCAUAGACACAUGUCUUAAUUGAAAAGCAGAAAUUCCUCUUUUCCCUUUACUGUGAACGAGUUGGGUCGGACGGUAGCGUGUACGAUCGAGUGACAGAAAUUGCCGGGGGUCGAAACGGUCGAGUAGGCAGUUGACACUGCAAC
This is a messenger RNA of Pseudovirgaria hyperparasitica, 733 nucleotides long. RefSeq lists its product as uncharacterized. Lineage: Eukaryota; Fungi; Ascomycota; Dothideomycetes; Acrospermales; Acrospermaceae. The transcript has 3 exons. The coding region runs from base 104 to 595 and encodes 163 amino acids. The record is from RefSeq and is a predicted model, not a curated record. Gene Ontology annotation, molecular function: RNA binding; structural constituent of ribosome. Gene Ontology annotation, cellular component: cytosolic small ribosomal subunit.